AUGCCUCACAAGGACGUUCCUCUCCGACCUGUUAAGCUGGCCUUUGACCCAGUUGGAUCAGACACUCUCGGUAUUCCAGACCUUGACUUUGCCUCUCUGUUCCGCGAGGAAAAGGUCAAGGAGGAUGACCCUCUCGUUAUCCAUCCACAGGAUAUGAACGUCCCAUGGAACACUUCUCUCCCUUGGACAAGACAGUCCAAGCACUGGGCCUACGCUGAGGCUGAAGGAUAUGAUCUCUGCAACGCAAUCACUCUGGAUAAGGCUUCAGAGCGAGGAACCCUUCCUAUGGAGUUGCUGGAUGAGCGUCGCAAGUGGAAGAUUGACGAGCUCGUCGAGGACGCUUUGUCCUGCUGCGUUUAUCUCUAUCCCACAUCUUCUCCCAAGAGGCUGGCUCUCUUGACACAAUCUGUGCUACUUCUCUUCCUUCACGAUGAUGUUAUUGAGCGAGGAGAUACCCAGAAUGAGACUACAGUCGUGGAUGAGUUCCUUACCAUGGCCCCCAAGAACAGACACCUCAAGAAGUUCUGGAAAGAAGUGCUAGAGUGUGACCCCAUUCUCGGACCCGAUCUGCUCUAUGCCAUCAUGGUCUUUGUCCGUGAUGGACGUGUCAAGUCUCCUUUCAAGCAAGACAAGUACGCCACACUGGCCGAUUAUAUGCUUUAUCGUCGCAAUGACGUUGGCAAGACAUUUAUGAUUGCUGCUAUUCGCUUCGGUUGUGGCGUGCACCAGACUCGCGAAGAGCUCGCUCCUCUGGACGAGAUCGCGGACCUUUACGUGCGCCACUCAAUCCUUAUCAACGACUUGUACUCAUACGAUAAGGAAGUCCAUGAAGUCAAGACCAUUGACGCGUCCAUUGUGAAUGCCGUCGCUGUGACAGAGGAGUUGCUUUCCGUCUCACCGAAUCUGGCCAAGACUAUUACCAGACAAAUCUCAUUCGACAUGGAGAAGGAGUUUUACGACAUGUGCGAGAAGUUUAUGACCAGCCCUUCUAUCAACGAUAGACAGCGCGCAUUUAUUACAGGCCUGUUUGAUGCCUUGACGGGAAAUAUCUUUCACUCUGCUACAUUGAGUAGAUACGUUCGUCACGGCGAGAACCCGCUUCCUUGCAAAUGUUAG
Fusarium coffeatum is the source of this 1116-nucleotide messenger RNA. RefSeq lists its product as uncharacterized. The record is from RefSeq and is a predicted model, not a curated record. The transcript is spliced from 2 exons. Lineage: Eukaryota; Fungi; Ascomycota; Sordariomycetes; Hypocreales; Nectriaceae. The coding region runs from base 1 to 1116 and encodes 371 amino acids.